Molecule: messenger RNA, 6821 nt
Organism: Oncorhynchus mykiss (rainbow trout)
Lineage: Eukaryota; Metazoa; Chordata; Actinopteri; Salmoniformes; Salmonidae
Source: RefSeq, a predicted model, not a curated record
AACUUCACUAACUUUGUGGAAGUUCCCUGCAGUCCUGGUUCGCUGUGCAGGCGCGUACACCCUCUGCAGUCACAGCUAGUCUUUAUCAUGUAUGACAGCCAUGCUCCGCAGCUUCUCCUGUCUAUAUUCCUCUUCUGUUUCGGAGUGAAGGCGAUGACUGAUCACUCCUGUUAUGACACGGACUUGGUGGACAUGGUGGUUCCCGUGGAGCUCUCUGGAGAGGAGGCUCACCUGUUGCAUGACUCAUCCAGGCGCAGCGCGCGUCGGCGCGGCCAGCGCUCUGUCGAUUCCCGGGGUGGACUAAACUCUGUGGAGGACACCUUAUUUUUCUCUUUACCUGCUUUUGGAAAAGACCUGUACUUACGCCUGAAAAGGGAUGCCGCUUUUCUGUCUGAGGGGUUUGUGGUCGAGGAGAGGGGAGGCGAAACAGACCCCCCUAAAUGGUCGCACCUGGCCAGAGACCAGCUCUGCUUCUACUCGGGAUGGAUUGUCAACCACACCGACUCUUUUGCCUCCCUCAACACCUGCAGCGGUCUGACUGGACUGGUCUAUACAGGAGAGGACAGUCUCUUCAUCCAGCCGGUCAACAGUUCUUCCGACUCCUUUUCCGGGCUGCAGCACAGGGUGGUCCGACACCGCCGCUCAGCCAAGACCAGCCCUCCUUCUGCCCCUCCCCCUGGAUUCACAGCUGCAGACAAGCAGCCCAAGGACUGCGGCACCAUUCCAGUGAGAAAGAAGAGGCAGAAGGGAGUGGAGGAGGGCCGUAGAAGGAGAAACACCAUCCAUCUGAAUGGGUUGUAUACGGUAGAGACGGUGGUGGUGGCAGACUCAGACAUGGUGCAGUACCACGGGGCAGAGGCCGCGCAGAGAUUCCUGCUCACCGUCAUGAACAUGGUGUACAACAUGUUUAACAGCAAGAGUCUGGGCGUCAGAAUCAACAUACGGGUCACCAAGCUGGUCCUGCUCCACAACCGCCCAGACAAGCUGAAAGUGGGCCACCACGGAGAAAGGGCCCUGGAGAGCUUCUGUCAGUGGCAGUGGGAGGAGUACGGCGGCCCCCGUUACUUAGGCAACAAUUACGUGCCCGGGGGCAGGGAUGACAUCCCACCUGUGGACACGGCCGUGCUCGUCACUAGGACUGACUUCUGCGUGCACAAAGACCAGCCCUGUGACACAGUGGGUAUUGCCUAUCUGGGAGGGGCAUGCAGCUCCAAGAGGAAGUGUGUUCUGGCCGAGGACAACGGACUCAACCUGGCCUUCACCAUAGCCCACGAGCUGGGACACAACAUGGGGAUGAGCCACGAUGACGACCAUGCUACCUGUACAGGCCACUCCCACAUCAUGUCUGGCGAAUGGGUGAAGGGCCGUAACCCCAGCGACCUGUCAUGGUCCCCCUGCAGCCGUGACGACCUGGAGAAGUUCCUCAGGUCCAAAGCCAGCAGCUGUCUGCUCCACACAGACCCCAGAAGCCGCUACAAGGUCCGCCUGCCACCCAAGCUGCCAGGCAUGCACUACAGUGCAGACGAACAGUGUCAGAUCCUCUUUGGAACCAACGCCACCUUCUGCAAUGACAUGGAGGUACACACACAUCACCUGAUGUGCGCGGGCCUGUGGUGUUUGGUGGAAGGAGACAAGUCCUGUAAGACCAAGCUGGACCCUCCUCUGGACGGCACAGAGUGUGGAGCUGACAAGUGGUGCCGGGCAGGGGAGUGUGUAAGUAAAAGCCCUAUCCCACAGCAUGUGGAUGGGGACUGGAGCAUCUGGAGUCAGUGGAGCCAGUGCAGUAGAACCUGUGGCACCGGAGCCCAGUUCAGACAGAGGAAAUGUGACAACCCGCCGCCAGGUCCUGGUGGUAGUAACUGUCAGAAGGCCAGUGUGGAACAUAAAGUGUGUGAAGGUCCUCCCUGCCCUAAAGGAACACCCAGCUUCAGAGAGCUGCAGUGUCUCUCCCAUGACCGCCAGGCCGGCAAGAAGAAGAACAGCAUAUGGACCGCAGUCAAUAACGAUGAGAAGCCAUGUGCCCUGUUCUGUUCCCCUGUGGGGAGAGAUGCCCCCAUCCUGGUGGCAGAGAGAGUGAUGGAUGGAACACCAUGUGGACCCUACGAGUCAGACCUGUGUGUCAAUGGCAGGUGUCAGAAAAUCGGCUGCGAUGGCAUCAUCGGCUCGUCAGCCAAGGAGGACCGCUGUGGGGUGUGUAACGGAGACGGACACUCCUGUAAGAUUGUCAAGGGAGACUUCAACCACACCAAGGGCAGGGUCUCCUCUAGCCACUGUAAGAGGGUUUCUACCUGUGUGAUGGCUAAACCAAGGGCUGUCCCCAAGUGUUUCUCAUGUUACAUCGAGGCUGCUGUCAUCCCCGUUGGUGCUAGGAGAAUCAAAGUUGUGGAGGACAAGCCCUCACACAGCUUUCUGGCAAUGAAAGACUCUACCAAGAGGUCCAUCAACAGCGACUGGAAGAUCGAGCUUCCUGGAGAGUUCCAGCUGGCCGGCACUACAGUGCGCUACGUCCGGAGAGGACUCUGGGAGAAAAUGUCCGCCAAGGGACCCACCAAGACCCCGCUGUACCUCAUGGUGCUGUUGUUCCAUGACCAGACCUAUGGGAUACACUAUGAGUACACAGUGUCUCUGAACGUAACUGAACGUGAUGAUGUCAGUGAGGAGCAGAGAGCACCAGAGCACCUCUACCUUUGGACACACAGCUCCUGGCAAGACUGCAACGUACAGUGUGGAGGAGGUGAGAGGAGGACAGUGGUGUCCUGUAUGAGGCUGGUCAAUAAAAGCAUGACUCUGGUGAAUGACAGCCUCUGCCAACCAGAGAACAGGCCGUUACCCCAAGUACGACGCUGCAACUCACACCCCUGCCAGUACAGGUGGGUGACAGGGGAGUGGGGCCAGUGUUCGGUGACGUGUGGGAAGGGUCUCCAGCUGCGUGAGGUGGGCUGUGUGUACCAGCUGCAGAACGGAUCCCUUAUCCACACACGGGACUUGUACUGCCAGGGGGGCAAACCCCCCGCCCUGCAGGGCUGCGAGGGACGCCACUGCCUCACUGCCUGGGAGGCCUCUGAGUGGUCCAAGUGUUCUUCAGACUGUGGCAGUGGGGUCCGUCGGAGGACAGUGAGGUGCACCAACCCCCAGGGGAACUGUGACCCCCUCUCUCAGCCUGCUGACCAGGAGCCCUGUGAGGACCACUCCAAAUGUUACGAGUGGAAGACUGGGGACUGGUCCAAGUGCUCAUCAUCCUGUGGGAAGGGCCUGCAGUCCAGAGUGGUCCAAUGUAUGCACAGAGUGACAGGUCGCCACGGUAAUGACUGCCCCGUGGUGUUCAGACCACCCACCUACCGGCCCUGUCACCAGGGGGCCUGCAAUGACAAAGUCAACGUCAACACCAUCACCUCCCCCAGAUUAGCUGCUCUGACCUACAAGUGCACAGGAGACCAGUGGACUGUGUACUGCCGUGUGAUCCGAGAGAAGAACCUGUGCCAGGACAUGAGAUGGUACCAGCGCUGCUGCGACACCUGCAGAGACUUCUACGCCAACAAAACACCCCGCAAGAGUUAAUGAUGAAAGCACUCACACACAUACUGUACACAGACAGACACACACUUCACCUAGGGCUACGACUUUAGAUGCUUCUGUAACACUUGACUUAAAGCUUGCGGGUAUAAUGCUUUGUAAGUCGUUAUAAGCAUGAAUGAGCCUUUAUAAUGUGUUAUAAUAAGGCUUAUGAUAUGAUAUGUCUCUCUAUGUAUCAGCAUGUUAACCGACUCAAAAUGUCUGUUAUUUAGCCUGCUUCAGGAGAUGAUACUAAAUAUUGUAAGGGUCUCGUGGCAGGUCUUUAUGCCGGCAGGCUUUAAGUAAAGAGUUACGGAUGUUUCUACUGAAUUAUUCAGAUUCUUAUUAUUAAUUAUAGGACAUUCAAUUUUGGAGAAAACAAGUGGAAAUGAGUGCAGAGACCAUUUCAAGUGGGAUCAUAAGCUUGCUGUUGUCAUGAAGACUUGAAAACCUUCUGUAACUUGUUUUAUUGCUGUAAACCAAAGCGAGGGACUUGGAAGUCUGGGGAGUCUCUCGGUGGGUAGCCUGUCGCAUCAACGUUUGUUGUACAGUGUGAUUUAACAUUAGCGUUAACAUAUGUGAUAACUCUUUAUGUGGAAAGGUCAUUGUUGUCAGAUUGUCUAUAGAUGCUCAGUGAACUAUCAGAACAUGUCUGAUCUUCUUCCCCGGGCCCUGAAGAAGUGGAUGUGGAUUAAGGCAGCCACCCUCACCUCUCUGAUUCGGAGGGGUUGGGUUAAAUGCGGAAGACACAUUUCAGUUGAAUACAUUCAGUUGAACAACUGACUAGGUAUCCCCCUUUCCCUUACUUACAUAGAUAGAAUGUAUGUACAUCACAGGAGGCUGGUGAGGGGAGGACUGCUCAUAAUAAUGGCUGGAAUGGAAUGGUAUCAAAUGUUUGAUGUGUUUGAAACCAUUCCAUUUAUUCCGUUCCAUCCGUUACUAUGAGCCCAUCCUUCCCAAUUAAGGUGCCACCAGCCGCCUGUGACAUACAUACAGUACUUACACACACAUACAUUAAAAGACCUGUAAGGGCUUUGUUAUUGCAUGUUAACAGAGGUGCAGUUGACAUGUAAUACAUCUAAAUGGUAGUUGGUACGUAGUCUGAGCAUGUAGAUCUGUAGGGGACUAUCCAGAUAAAGUGGGCCUGUAUAUUCUCUUGUGUUUAGUUCAGCUGGCCCUGUAUUCACCAAGCCACUGGCUGGCCACUCACUAGACUGGGCCAAGAGACCUGGCUCGUGUUCAUUAGGCACCAGAUGGACUGAAACAGGUAGGGACUACUUGAACUUGUUCAAUAAGAAACGCUCAUUUUCUUUUUUCCGCUGCAACGUUUGAAAACUUUUCCCAUUGUGUGCUUUGAUGAACAUGACCCGGGUUUCUUCUCUUAGGGACAAACCGUAACUUGAUGUCUUGAGAGAACGUGAAUUUCGCAUUGACAUCAAUCCAUAAGCUAAGUCUUAGUUACACAUUUGGAUCUCAAGUUAGGAUUUGUCCCUUAGUUCCACGAUAGAUUAUGUGUACUUACAUUUUGUUGUUGUUUUUUGUUGAUGUCAUUGUCAUUUUUUGGCGGUUGUUGUUAUUUAAAACUAGUCAGGAGCCGUUGUAAGGUACUGUAGUUCUACAUUGAAAUGAUCAAGUUAACGAUAGGAUAGGCCUGGUUCACUAUUCCCUAGGCUCACCUGAAGGCCUUGGACAGCCCAUGUAGCAUCCGUCUCUCUCCUGAGGAUCCAAUGUAGGAGACAGUGCAGUGGUGGGGGUGUAAUUUAAGAGAAGAUUAGAUGUAUCUUAAGUUACUGUCGUCCAACAGUUAACCACAUACAGUGUAUUCAGUACUGUAUAUGUGAGUGGAAUCCACAACCCAGUGUCAUUAACAACUUGCUCCAACUACGCUCCAUGAACCAACUGAGCAAUCUGGGUGAAGCAGGUUGCAGCUAUAUUGUUAGGUUCAAUGUAAAACACAAAUCCCUGUAUCAUGUGUGUAUCUGUUGUCCUCCCUUGGUGCUUGGUACAUCGUCAUGACGUAAACUAGUCUCUGGUUUUAAACUUCACACUUACUCCAAACCAGGUGUUUGUUAACAUUUCCAUACAUCAUGAAACUUGAAAUUGGUUUUAACUAUUAAACAGUAAUUCAAACACAAUGUGAGGCUUACACCGAUUUCAACAGCUUGUCCUUAUGCAUGAGUGUGGCAAACGUAGACGUCACAAACAUCUACAUGUAAACAUUAAUGGAGGCAGCGUUAUGUUUGCUACAAAAUGAUGGUGCAGUAGAUAACUGACUGUAAAUAAUGUACAGUUAGUUAUCACAGACAUUCUUUAUCCAUAAAUGACGAAGUGUCUCCAGUUGUGUUCCCGUUUUACAGAUUAUGACUUAAAGGGGUAAUCUCCAGUUGUGUUCCCGUUUUACAGAUUAUGAUUUAAAGGGGUAAUCUCCAGUUGUGUUCACGUUUUACAGAUUAUGAUUUAAAGGGGUAAUCUGCAGUUGUGUUCCCGUUUUACAGAUUAUGAUUUAAAGGGGUAAUCUGCAGUUGUGUUCCCGUUUUACAGAUUAUGAUUUAAAGGGGUAAUCUGCAGUUGUGUUCCCGUUUUACAGAUUAUGAUUUAAAGGGGUAAUCUGCAGUUGUGUUCACGUUUUACAGAUUAUGAUUUAAAGGGGUAAUCUCCAGUUGUGUUCACGUUUUACAGAUUAUGAUUUAAAGGGGUAAUCUCCAGUUGUGUUCCCGUUUUACAGAUUAUGAUUUAAAGGGGUAAUCUGCAGUUGCUACAUACAUUUUUUGAUUUAUAAAUGAGCUCAGGUCAACUGUCUUCCCCAUCAGAACCCCAAAUGCUUGUUUUACAUGUAAACAAACACUAUGAAGCCUUAAAACAUGGUUUAAACUAUCAGCUUCAUAUCAUGGAUGGUCAGUCCUUGCAUCCAUAGCUCGGUCUAUGAAUUUGAUAGUGGUUACAUUUCUCCAGACUUUUUUGAUUGUUUAAACUGCUGAUUGACGCUUUCCAAGUGUAUUACGUAACAUUCAGCACUGUAGUGUAUAUCUUUGGCACUGGCCUAGUUCUCCUGGUUCUUGGAGUUGGCUGAAGCAGAAACAGAUCUAGAGUUACCCCCAGGUAGAGACCCUGUCCCUCAGGUAGAGACCCUGUCCCCCAGGUAGAGACCCUGUCCCCCAGUUAGAGACCCUGUCCCCCAGGUAGAGACACUGACCCCCAGGUCAGGAAGACCCCAGGCAGAGACCUUGGCCCCCAGGUCAGGAAGCCCCCAGGCAGAGACCUUGGCCCCC